Messenger RNA from Lachancea mirantina, 1263 nucleotides. Lineage: Eukaryota; Fungi; Ascomycota; Saccharomycetes; Saccharomycetales; Saccharomycetaceae. The record is from the annotation of a GenBank genome assembly.
AUGUCUUUGGAGGCAAUUCAGUUCGACAGAUCAAAUUGGCGCGAGGUUUCCGUCAAAGUUCUCGAUCAACUGCUACUACCAUAUGUCACGAGCUAUGUGCCCGUGAACACGAUCGGCGACGGAUACGGAGUCAUCCAAAAGAUGCAAGUGAGGGGUGCCCCCGCGAUUGCCAUCGUGGGUGCUUUGUCCGUGCUCAUGGAAGUGCAAUUGCUCAGGAACGACGUGUUUUUGAAGACGCAAACGUUCUACGACAGUGUAGGCCUUGAGACGUUGCGACUCAAUUUAUAUGCCAGGCUUGAGUUUCUGCGUGGUAGCAGGCCCACAGCUGUGAACUUGUCCAAUGCACUGGCCCAUAUCCGCGUAAUUGUCAAAGAUGCGAGCAGCAUGGACGGGCUUCACAGGGCGCUCUUCGAAUUUGUAUGCGCUCUGGUGGACGAGGACUUGGCCAACAACAAGAAAAUGGGAGACAACGGUGCCCGUUAUUUGCUACAAGAGCUUGCGGUCGAGGGGUUUACCGGUGAUUUUGGAGUCUUGACGAUCUGCAAUACAGGCUCGCUCGCGACUUCUGGCUAUGGGACUGCGCUGGGUGUUAUUCGGUCGCUAUGGAACGACGCAACGGCGAAAAUGGCGCAGAGGUCAAGGGGUGGUGUCAAGCGCGCAAAAAACAACGACAACGGCGGCGCUGCCGCUGCAAAGCUCGCACAAGUGUUCCCUCUGGAAACCCGACCUUACAACCAGGGCUCGCGUCUGACGGCGUACGAACUCGUGCACGAUCAAAUACCCGCAACGCUGAUUCCAGACAGUUCCAUUGCGUACCGCAUCGCGACGAGCGAGAUACCAAUUAAGGCCGCGUUCGUGGGCGCGGACCGGAUCGUGCGCAACGGCGACACUGCGAACAAAAUCGGCACUUAUCAGCUCGCGCUACUGUGCAGGCAUUUCGGUAUCAGAUUCUACGUGGUCGCGCCGCGGACAACGGUCGAUACGGUGGCUCGGACGGGCGCAGAAAUUGUUGUCGAAGAGCGCAAACCCGAGGAAUUUCAACAGGUCGCAGGCACUUUAAUCGACACCCUGACGGGCACACCGGUGCUCCAGGACUCGGGGAAGCCCGUGUCCGCACGGGUGGGCGUAGCGCCGCCACAGGUGUCGGUAUGGAACCCUGCGUUCGAUGUCACUCCCCACGAGUACAUCGACGGCAUUAUCACUGAAGCUGGAGUGUUCACAAAAGACGCAGAGGGCAAAUUCGACCUUGCGAGUUUGUUCUGA